GUACACGAAAGCCGAGUCACACAUUCCGUCCUUAUCAGCGGCACAACGCGCAUCGGAGAAAAAGAGGGAGAGCGCUACUGAUACAUACGCCCCCCUACUCUGCUAUCGAAGCCUCAACCACCGUCUUCGAUCGUUGCCCUCUUUUAUAGGCGUAGGCCGGUGGCCUCUGUCCUCUAUAUAAGUGAACCCAUCUCUUACGCCUCUGCCAUACCCAUCGCCCCUCGCACUCCUGUAGAGAAGGCCCUUCCUUGCUCUGUUCCGAAAGCCAUGGUGGUCUUGACCAAACCAUCUCUCGGGCAGGUCUCUCUCACGAGGCCACAGAAACCAAACCACAACCACUCCGGUAUUCCUGUUAUCAACCUGUCCCAACCGGGCUCCGAGGCUCUCGUCGUGAGAGCCUGUGAGGAGCUCGGGUUUUUCAAGGUCACCGACCAUGGCAUCCCCAUGGAGCUCAUUGCGAAGCUGGAAGAAGAGGCGGUGAAGUUCUUUGCUUUGCCGCAGACAGACAAGGAGCGUGUCGGGCCGGCGAUUCCUUUCGGCUACGGGAGUAAGAAUAUCGGGUGUAAUGGUGAUACAGGCUGGGUGGAGUACCUCCUGAUGGAGAUCACCUCCAAGCCCAUGUCACAUGCUUCGCUGGCCGUCCUCACGGAGCCCUCCGCCAGCUCUUUCCGCUCUGCUUUGAACGAGUACAUAUCGGCGGUGAGGAAGCUGGCAUGUGAGGUUUUGGAGUCGAUGGCGGAAGGGCUGAAGAUCGAGCCGAGGAAUAUAUUCAGUAAGAUGGUGAUGGACGAGGAGAGUGAUUCGGUGUUGAGGUUCAACCAUUACCCUCCGUGCCCAAUGCCUCAGGCGUCGGAGGGUGUCGUGACGGGGUUCGGAGAGCACACCGACCCGCAGAUAAUAUCGGUGUUGAGGUCGAACGACACCGCGGGGCUGCAGAUCUCCUUGCGAGACGGGAGCUGGGUCUCUGUCCUUCCUGACCGAGCUGCCUUCUUCAUCAACGUCGGUGAUUCCUUACAGGUUCUGACAAAUGGGAGAUUCAGGAGCGUGAGGCACAGGGUUCUAGCCAAUGGUCUCAAGUCUCGAGUGUCGAUGAUCUACUUCGGGGGGCCACCUUCCGGAGAGAGAUUGGCACCGCUGUCGCUGCUGAUGCGCGAAGGCGAGGAGAGCCACUACAGGGAGUUCACAUGGUGCGAGUACAAAAGGUGUGCUUACAAAACCAUGCUGGCCGACAACCGGCUCGGGCAGUUCGAGAAGUAGGAGCGGAGGUCGCGGUGAAUCCUUGUAAUGCCUCGAUCCGCCUACGUCAAGCAUGCAAUGAAAAGGUGACUCCUGUUUAGCUGUUAACCAAAGAUGGAAACGCAAAAAGGUUCUACCUCUUCCUCUGUCCGCCCCACCCGUCUUUUUCUUCCUUCUCCCUUCUUCUUCUUCUUUUAUCCACAUCACACACAGGCCCUUGAUGUGCUGCUGCUGAUGGUGAUGAUUGUGUACUGAUGAGAAGUCAAUGUUGAUGAAUCGGUCCAUAUCUGCUUUCUCUUCC
Musa acuminata subsp. malaccensis (wild Malaysian banana) is the source of this 1537-nucleotide messenger RNA. Its product is annotated as gibberellin 2-beta-dioxygenase 1. Gene Ontology annotation, biological process: gibberellin catabolic process; response to light stimulus. The record is from RefSeq and is a predicted model, not a curated record. NCBI's taxonomy places the organism in Eukaryota, Viridiplantae, Streptophyta, Magnoliopsida, Zingiberales, Musaceae.